UAACUGACGAUUGAUUGAGAUAGCUGCUGGACUUAUUGCCUGGUCCGUUUAGACUUAUAUUGUUUAAAAGCUGUAAUUAUUAGUGAUGGAGGAUAUCAUCGAAAUUUAAUUUCCCCAUCCUAUGAUUAUUUAAAGAUUUUCAAAAGUGACCGUUAUAAAUAAACGAUUUUCAUUAGUGGUCGUUUCACAUAGUAUUUAUAUUUCAAAAGUGGCCGAUAUACAUAAAUACUGCAUAAUAUGUGAAUAUAUGUAUUUCCCAUUCAACUUCCUAAAGUAAAGUUACAUUUGUUGUUCAAUAAUAGUUUAAAUUAUUCAACAAAUUAUAAAGUCUACUAUAAAAAAUGGAAAGAAGUACUAUUGUAAGAGCAAAAUGCAUUGUAAUAGGAGAUUCGUGCGUUGGCAAGACUGCGCUGGUGCAAGCCUUCCUCGAGCCAGGGCAGUUCCCUAAAAAUUAUAACAUGACUCAAGGCGUUGAUGUGCAGACUAAGAAGAUUAAAGUUCCGGACAGCUCCACCACCGUCGAGCUCUUUCUCUACGACUGUGCUGGCAAAUCCUACUACAGAGACCUUGUUUUACGCUUGUGCCAUCAGACGUCGCUGGUGAUCGUAGUGUACGAUGUCUCUGAGGAGACGUCGUUUGCUAACGUGGUCAAAAUCUUCGAGGAGGUGAAGCAAGCGAGCGGGUCUAGCGUGGUCAAGGGAGUUCUGUACGGCAACAAGAGCGACCUCUUCAACCGCCGCGUCAUCUCUCCAAAAGCAGGACACGACCUGGCGCAGUCCCUGGGGCUGGUCUACUUCGAGGGCUCUGCAAAAGAAAAUAAGGACGUGGAUGAACCAUUUUACUUCAUGGUGAACGAGUGGUUCAAGACGUACACGGACAAAACUCACAGCAUGAGGACUGUUGGUUAGAGAAUGUCUUCUGAUCGGAAGCCGUUUUCAAAUGCUCUGGAGCAGCAAGCUCAGGCAAUGGGUGACCGAACCAUGCUAUUGUGUGUCGUAUAUUCAAAGAUCAGACGACACAUAAUGAUAAUAUUUAUCAUUGCUUUACUUGAAUCCGUCAAACGAACGAGCGGUUGCUGCAUGCAAGGAGUCUGUGAUCAGAUAUGGGUGCACCUCAACUUAAAUUGAAGUUCGAACUAAUGAGUCCAGAGGACAGAAGCUCAAAGAAAGUAUUUCAUAGACGAAAACUAUAAUAUAUAAUGUCGUCAAAAGUGCGGAGGUCUUAACCCCGUACAAUUUCGCUCAACAUGUUCCUGGCAAUUGAUCGCCACUGUUCACAGUUACUAAUACCAGCUACCGUGUAGAAGUGCCUUUUGAUACGUGGACCACGAAGAAUAACAUCAAUAAAAACCUACUUGAAUACAAUCGUUUUCACAGAACGAUUUAUAAUUUUACUAUGUUCGGUAAAUUAUUUUUCAAUAUCAAUAUACUAUUCAUUCAAAUUUAGCAUCUCUUUCAUUUCUUAACGAAAAUUUCAACGAAAUUUUUACCCGUUAAAAUGCUGCAUUCUCAAUUUGAACCAUGGUAGAUCCAACUGGUUGGGUUGAAGAAAAGUUUGAAGUUACAGUUUCGUAGGAAGUUAGAUUAGCGGCAAUAGUACUUGUCUACGCAACAUUUCUUGACAUUUAUGGUUCCUUCAUGUAUUUCGAACUUUUUUACUGCCUGUGAAGAGUUUUUUUGUUCUAAAGCAAUAAUUAUUUAUACAUUUCUAAAGAAACAAUUAGAAAUAUUUUCUGAAUUCUUUCUUGGUUUCUGAUUGUAUAAAGUAAGGCGAGUGCAUGGCCGGUCUUACACAUACGCAGAGCUGGGCAGCGCUACUUGGAAAUGUAGCGGCCGCUAC
Molecule: messenger RNA, 1839 nt
Organism: Hyalella azteca
Lineage: Eukaryota; Metazoa; Arthropoda; Malacostraca; Amphipoda; Hyalellidae
Product: intraflagellar transport protein 27 homolog
Exons: 6
Coding region: 342-908 (188 amino acids)
Cellular component (GO): Golgi apparatus; endosome
Molecular function (GO): GTPase activity; GTP binding
Source: RefSeq, a predicted model, not a curated record